Messenger RNA from Stegodyphus dumicola, 5791 nucleotides. RefSeq names its product eukaryotic translation initiation factor 2B subunit delta (gene eIF2Bdelta). The record is from RefSeq and is a predicted model, not a curated record. Lineage: Eukaryota; Metazoa; Arthropoda; Arachnida; Araneae; Eresidae.
UCCUUCUUUAAGCAAAUAUAUCUGGCAAUGAAAAAGCGACUAAACAUUUUUCGCGGGUGCAUUGCGGUUGGUUGUUUUUAGUAAAGACGUUUAGCUAUAAAUUAUGUAUGUUUAUUAGCCCUUUUUUUUAAUAGUAGUCUAAAAUUAAAUCGGUAAAAAGGAUCCAUUGCUGUUGAAAGCUUUUACUAUGGCAGAUGCGCAAUCACAGAAGAAAAAUAAGAAAAAAAAGAAGCCAUCAACAGAUAAAAAACUUCAUUCAGAGGCUCCUGUCUGUGCAGAUAAUAGCAAAACUGUAGAAAGCAGUAAGUGUAUCAUUAAUGAAAUACUACCCCAGAAAGUUGGAAUGACGACUGUUUUCAAAGAUGUGGAAGUUACAAUGACACAGUGUGAGGUUAAGAAUGAUGUUCCUAAUAGCACUGUUUCAAAGAAGAAAAAGAAAAAGAAAUCUGCAAAACAGAAUUCUGGAGAUCCAGUCAAUAACAAUACAUCUACAUCAGAAAAUCAUAACCCAGGUAAUUUGCUAAACUUCAGUGAAAAUCGAAUAGAAUUAGUCAACCAUCCAGAAAUAAGUGUUACUUUAUCAAAUUUACAUGAAGAAAAGAUAGAAGAAGUAACAGAAAAUGAUAUUUCUACUCUUUCUCAACAAACUGAGCAGCCUGAUGCAAAUAUUUCUUCCACUGGCUCUAAAAAGAAGAAGAAGAAAAAGAAAAAAAAACACUCUGAAAAUAAGUUUCUGAAGAACCUGCAGCAACUGCUCCAACUUAUGAAAAAUUACCAGCAAAUGAUGAUUCAUGUGUUCUUGUUGUUAGUCACGAAAGUUUUUCCAAUGGUAGUAAAAUGAAACUUGAGGAAUUUGCAGAUAAAGUAAAAUUAUCACAAAAUGGGCUUGCUGAUGUGUUAAUUCAAAGGAAAGAAUCAACUGAAGAGGUUCAAAAUCAUGAAAAUCCCUUCUCCAAUUCAUCUGUACAAGUAGGCAGUUCUGUUAGUAUAUUUCCUGUACCUAACAUAAAUCAAGAAAAAUUAGAAGUAAAGACAGAUACCACUGAAUUGAGUGUGAAGCAUAUAAAUAACGUAAUAAAAGAAGAAAGUUAUGAAGUUAUUGCUAAUGAAAUCACUAUGCCAAAUGCAUCAGAUGAUACUGAUGAAUCUAAGCUUACAAAAGCUCAGUUGAAAGCUCAAAGACGGGCUAAGCAAGAAGCACAAAGAGCAGCAAAAUUAGCCAAGACUGCUGAAAAAAUUCAAUCAAGUACGCACACUCCUGCAUCUGAUAAAUGUCCAGCAAAUGUUAAAGAAUCGCCUUUACUUAAGCAAAGUCUUCCUGUAGCUACUGAACCAGUAGCAAGUAAAACUGCACCUAAAAGCACCAUUGAAACUUUUCGCAAAGUGCGAUUAUUUUCUCACCUUCCAGAAUGCAAACUUUUUGAUACAAUUUUGAAACCAAAUGAAUCGGUUUCUGAAAUACAUCCUUCUAUUUUAGAAAUUGGUUCACAGUAUAGUAAAGGCAUAAUUUGUGGAUCAAAUGCACGAUGUGUUGCACUUCUUGCAGCGCUUAGGGAUGUUAUUAAAGAUUAUAAAACUCCACCAAGUAAAAAUUUUUCUCGUGAUCUAGAAUCAAAAUUUCAGACUUAUUUAAAUUUUUUGAAUAACUGUCGACCUCUUUCUGUGAGCAUGGUUAAUGCAGUGAAAUUUUUAAAGCACCAGAUUAAUAAGAUUGAAUCUAAUGUGGAAGAAGAAGAGGCAAAAAAAAGUCUUUGUAAAUUCAUUAAUAAUUUUGUGACUGAAGAAAUUUUAUUAGCUAGAGAAGCAAUUGGAAAUUCUGCUUCUGCAAAAAUUGUUGAUGGAGAUGUCAUAUUAGUUUAUGCAUAUUCUUCUCUUAUCAGGGAAGUGCUGUGUAAAGCCCAUAACCAAAAUAAAAGAUUUAAGGUAGUAGUUGUUGAUUCACGGCCUAAACUAGAAGGUCUAGAAAUGUUACGCUGCUUGGUAGGAAAAGGAAUUUCUUGCUCAUAUAUAUCAAUUAGUGCUGUGUCUUACGUUAUGAAAGAAGUAUCUAAGGUAAUAACAGGAGCACAUGCACUUCUUGCAAAUGGAUGCGUAAUGGCUCGCUUGGGAUCUAAGCAGGUUGCAUUAGUUGCGUCUGCAUUUAGUGUUCCCGUGUUAGUAUGCUGUGAAACUUAUAAAUUUUGUGAACGUGUGCUUACAGAUUCAUUUGUACAUAAUGAAUUAGGUGAACCAAAUAAUUUAAUUAUUAAAAGCCUUGAUCAGAAAAAUUGUCUUAAAAGUUGGCAAGAUUUAUUAUCUUUACAAGUGCUGAAUUUGUUAUAUGAUGUCACUCCACCAGACUUAAUUUCGAUGGUAAUUACUGAAAAAGGAGUCCUUCCAUGCACAUCUGUGCCUGUUGUUUUAAGAGUGAGACAUGCUGGUCUCCAUGAAUAAUGUACAAUGUGAAAUGUUUCUGUUAAUGAUAAUUUCUUGGCAUAACUGAAUAGAUUAUAUUUAAAGUAUUAAUUGAAUGUAAAUUUAUCAAUUUACAAAAGAAUUGCCUUGCAUAUAUUUUGUUGUUAUUUAUUUGCUUUUUCCUUGUAGAAUCUUGAUUUUUGUUAGAUGUUUUAUUUCAGUGUAUUGCUUUGUAUAAAUUCUAUACUGCUUGAUAUUGAGGUAUAUGAACUGCAAAGAUUUUAUAGUUAAUACUGUGUAUCUUUCAUUUCUAAAAGAAAUUUGUCUUUUGGUGGAAACGAUCUUAAGCUACUCAAAUCUAAGAUAGCAUUUUGUGCUGUUUAAUAGUACUAUAAUGUAAGCUUAUUGUGUUUUAAAUUAAUUUUUUAAUAUUUUUGUGUAAGUAAUUUAUACAAGAGAUGAAAUUUUGCGAAAGAUAAAAAAUAGCAGAGUGUAUUUCAAGGAAAACUUAAACUGUCCAAACAAAUGGAUAUCAUCAAACGAGGUUUUGCAUUUAUAUUUAAUCAUUGUGGUUCCCUAAAAUUUAAAAAAAAAAUCUUGUACCAGAUAUUUAACUGCUGUAAAAUGAAAAUAUGUUUAAAAAAGGGAAAAUAUGAAUUUUUAAUAAUAAACAUUAUAUAAUUUUGAGUAAAAGAACUUCAUGUAUGUUUUGAUUCUGUAUCUUAUUUUUAUCACGCAUCUAAAAUCAUAAAAUCCUCCAGAAAAAAUUCAGGGUAGUCAUGCAGGCCAGUAAAUAGGACCACUACACCAAAAUCCGAAUUUUGUAUUUAAAUGCUCCCAAGCAUUAUGGUUGCAAUGAACUGGGGUCCUAUUGUACUGGAAUUGCAUGUCAUGGUACAGCAGAUCUGUUGGUUAUUCAACAGAAUGAGCAAGAUUUCCUCCAAAACAGUCAUAUAGCACCUAUUAAGUGGCCCCCAUGAUGCCAAACAAAAUAUUAACUGUCAAACAGCAUUGUGGAGCUCACAUUACACAUUUGUGUAACACCACCUGUAUAUGUGACUUAUAUGCAUUCCAUCCUAUGAUGUUUCUUAUCAGCAUGGAAGUUGUGCAGAAUCAGGAUCAGGAUGCAUUCUCUCAAAUCAUUGGGCAGAAUCAGGAUGCAUUCUCUCAAAAAAGUAUUGUGACGUACUUGUACAAAACUCCCACACACUUGUCAGCACCCACACAAAAAGCAGAUUAAUUUUUGGAGACUACAGUGAUCCCUUCCUGAUCCCCCUUUAGUGGUUGCUACCUUGACCUUGCAGAUUUGCCUAUAUUAGCCAUCGGUUUAUAAUUUUUUAAACAAGAUAUGUUUGAAAUUUGCUGUGUACAUGCAAAGAAUACUUCCAGCAUUCUUUGUACAAAAUUUGGUGCCACUUGCAUUCAUAAUGACAUUCUGUGUGCUUUGUAAUGCGAGUUUAAAAUAUUUUUUUAAAAAUUAAUGCUCUGCCACAUGUGAAAUGCAGUCAGUCACCCUACUGUUAAUAGCUGGAAGCAUGAAAACAGAUUGUUCAAGAAAAAUUCAAAAAACAUCUAGGACAAAUUGUACUCUAGUUGGCCAUACUGAUGAUUGAUACAACUGCUGAGACCCAAAUUCAUGCUAAUAGAAGAAUGACAUGGAGAAAUAAAAGCAUUCAGAGAGAAGGGAAAACAAGCAAGAAUAUCUGGCUACUGAAAAUUUUGCAUAAAUUUAUUUUACUGCGAAUUUUCAAUCUGCAAUGAGCACCUUGCAAGUGUGCAAACAAAUCCAAACGUACACAAGAUUUCCACUUGCAAAAGUGCAUUACCAUUCCUGUUGCUUCUUGAACAUAUCUCGUGAAUGUGUGUCAGCAGUUACUCUAUUAAAAAUUAACUAAGCUCUUCACUAUAAUAAAUACACACUAACUGUUCAGAUGCAUAAUCUUUCCCUUUCUGCCCACACUAAUCCAUAUUGAAAUGUCAAAAGUUUUGCAAUAAUAUGCAGGUUAUGAUAAAUACAAGAAUUUGAUUCUAGCUUUCAACUAUCAAAAAUUAUUGUAUCAAGCACUUUGGCAGAGUUGAUUCAAAUGAAAUAAAUCACACCAUAAGUAUUUCAUGGCUUUGCAAUUAAUAAAUUUAAAAGCAGGAGUUAAAUAAAACUUUUUAUAGUGACAUUUAAUUAUUUAUAACAUGAAAUUUUAUAAAGGCAAUUUUUAAUUAUAAAUUAUGUGUAAUACUUUUAAUAACAUGUCCGUAUAUAUAUUGUAUGUUAAUGUAUAGCAGGUUUUAUAUCACUUGUAUAAAAAAAACUCUUCUCAAAGGCUCCUUUAAACUACUUAUCUGUGGCCGUGAUACUUUGAAAAACCAUUUAGGAAUGUUUCUUUUUCAAAGAUUUGUUCUAAGCUAUUGAGUAUUUUUGACGGAUGUAACAUUAUUUGUAUUUUCUGAGCUUGCAUUUUUGUGACUUAUUACUUCAGGUACUGUAUUGCAAGUCUCUUUUUUUUUUUCCUGUAGUGUUAGAAUAAUGUCGCUAUCAUCAGAAACAUGGCCUGCGAGUAAUUAGUCAUCAAAGACAAAUUCAUCAUUACUGCUACCUUGAAAUAAUCUGUUCUUGAUUUCUUUAUAAAGGGUGGCCACAAAAUUGUUAUCACCUAACAUAAAUAGGAUAAUUUAAAGAGAGGUUGAGUGAUACUUUUUGUAUACUGUACAUGUUAUUAUUAGAAGUCUUUUUUUUAACACAUAUACUGUGACAUUACCAACAUGGUUUACUUUAUUUUUUCGUUCUCUUUCUGGCAUCAUAUCUUGAGAAUUUGGGUGAUGGGGAGUAGUGAAUGUCUGUGUUUAUGAUGUAAAAUGCAGAUAUAUUAGUGACCUUAAUAAUUAAGUUAUCAAUAUGAUUCAUUCAGUGGUGGUAAUCAUUAUAUGUCACAAUAUUCUAGAGAGUAUAUCCAGUGUAUGUGAAUGCAUGUGUUUGUCAAGAAACAUGGGGACUGGACUGAAGCUGUUUAAUAAUUCAUAUGAAGUUAUCUAUAUCUGAGUGAGAGAUAGAUCUUUUAUCAUUGCAAUAUGUAUCUGUAUAUAUGUAACUUAAAUUAAUAUCCAAUUUAGCAGUAACCCACCCUGUAUAUAAAUUUAUAGUCUUGCAAGAGGUUCCUUACUGAAGUAUUAAACACCUUGAAGAAAUUUUCUUUGAAGUGUUUAUUUUCACUUUGCAAUUAAGUUCAUAUGUGUUAAAUUAACAAUGUUGCCAAAUAAUGAUGAAAAAAAAGGUAUUUCAAUAAUUUAUAAAUACAGGUGCUCUCCGCUGUGUGAACUUUCGGAAAUGUAAACACGUUUUGAGAAAACCAAGACACAAAUUCUGAUAGAUUUGUUGAAAUAAAGUUUACUGUGUGCAGUGUCA